GAUUUUAUCGUUAAACUUAUGUAUUUAGCCUUACAAAGUUAGCACAGUUGAUAAAUUUAUUUAACUUACAAAGCAUACAAUACCGUAGCCGCAUGAAAAUUUGCCAAAAACUUGACAACUGUGUAAACUUUGUCGCACAAAUAUUCGUCUUUCGACUUUAAACCUACACUUAUUCAGCCUUAUUACAAAGUUGCACAGUUCACAAUUUACAGAAUCAUGCAGAAUACCGAUGAAACCACAUGAAAAUUUGCCAAAAUUUGACCUUAAUAAGGUAAAAUUCUUCUCUUAAACGCAUUUCUUCUUCAAAUUUGAAUGAAAUCAAAGUUAAUUACAGUAUAUUUAGUUUCUAUUUAACUUCUUGUGCAAGGAUUAUCUGUCCCAACCGCAAAGAUCAAAUUGUUUACUGACUCUCUUCAUAAUUUAAUCGUGAUGUUCACCACGACCAAAUUAUGCGGUAUUUAAUGUAUUUAUUUAUCAAAUCUGCCCAAAUUUUCACAUGUAUUUUAAAACGAAAAGUGACGGAAGAUGCUUGGCAUCCAAUUUUUUUCUUAACCGCAUGCGCAAUCAAUUUCACAUGAACUUUGUUCUUCUAGUCAAUUAUGAGCCAAGUCAGGGUUGGGCAUUGUCAUUCUUUUUUUGCUUCACUUUUGGCAAAAGUGCAUCCCCAUGAAAAAAAUGAGAAAUUCACUUCACAAACACACCUUUCCAUUCAGUCGGCAAAGGACGGCUUGGCAGUCCACACGGUUUGCAGAAUUGUUUUAGGCGACAAUUAAGUCAACUCUCGUGAAGAAUAAUUUUUAAAAAGUUGUGUGAAAAUUUUAAAAUUUACGUGAGACCUAAUUAUUGAAAAUUUCAAGGAGAAAUCCAUAUUUUUGAUAAUAAUUUAAUAAACGGUUAAAUUUUGUCUAAAAAUCUUAAAUCUUAAGAAAUAUUGGUUACAGAAUUUAAUUACGAAUUGAGAUACGACUUCAAAUUUUUUGCUUCCUUCAAAAUUUAAAUAUUUUUUGCAAGGGACAAUUAUCUUAAAAAAGUAUUUCUUAUAUAUUUUUUCCAAAAUAAUAUAUAAUUUCAUCUCGAAAUUUGUAUUUCUUCCAAAAUUUGAAUUUUAUUUUUGCACCAAAAAUUCAUCGACAUGAUCACUUUAAAUAUUCUGAUCUCGCUCGGAGUACUCGUUACCGUCUCCGCUUCGCCGAGGCGACCCCUUCCCAGUAUAACGUAUGACACCUUGAUCGGAUACGUGCAACCACCCGAGUUAAAUUCGGAGACGGGCGAAAAAACGAAUAAUCGUGGCGAUCUUGACGACUCCCAAGGCUCCGAAUCUGCCGGUCCAGUUGCCGGAACUAUUGCGGGUUAUACGGCGUACAACAUGGUCAGAAGUAUGUUAAGUUCAUCCCCGGACGAUUCUGGUCUCUAUUACCUCACCCCGUUCCGUUUUGUUCGCUCCGUCGCGCGUGGAAUGACCGAUAUGGGCAAAUCUUUCGCCUCCACGUUCGCCACAGAAUUCCAAAAAUCAUACAAUCGCUUAAGCACCGAAGUCAAAGAACGCGUGAUUCCAGAAGCCGCUAAUUUGCUGGGGGUUUGGACCGUCCCGCCAAAAGUGGAUGAUAACGCGUGGAUGGAAGGCAUCUAAGCAAUUGAUGCAAAAACCCGUGAAUAAUUUACAUUUUUUUUUACAUAUUGUGUACCAUUUUGUUACCUAUUUUUAAGAAAUUUGUGUAUAUUUUGUCGUUUUAUGUUUUUGUAAUUCAAAAAUUUGCAAGUUGCAGAUAUUAUUGCCAAUAAAGAAGAAAUAAGACUGAAUAAAGAAAUUGUAGAAUUA
Molecule: messenger RNA, 1819 nt
Organism: Folsomia candida
Lineage: Eukaryota; Metazoa; Arthropoda; Collembola; Entomobryomorpha; Isotomidae
Exons: 2
Coding region: 1133-1630 (165 amino acids)
Source: RefSeq, a predicted model, not a curated record